AUGUUUCCAGACCUUCCUCCUGUCAAGCCAUCCGCAAUUGCCCUAGGCAUCGUCUUCAACCAAGUCUCCAGUGCCGCGGUGCUUGCCCCUCUCUUCGGUGACACCUACCACCGCGCUAAGGCCGCCGACAGCAAGGAGGAGUUCCUCAAGUCCAAGGAGGCCGCCACUGCUGCUGCUAGCUGGGGUUCUUCUAUCGUCGGUUCCGGAAUUCAGACUUAUGGUGUUGCCGCUCUCAUCAAUGCCACUGGUACUUUAAGCUACAAGGGUGCUGCCUAUCUUGGUAGCUUGGUCUUCUUCGCCUCCUAUUCGCCAUCGCUUGUCUCCGCCCUUGUCACUGAGAACCGGCCUCUCGACACCGUCGCCGUUGGCGUCCUAUCGCGUCUGUUUGAGACCGUCGGUCUCAGCUUGUUCCUCACUUACUGGGGUACUCGUACCAACCCAUUCGACUAG
Molecule: messenger RNA, 450 nt
Organism: Exophiala aquamarina CBS 119918
Lineage: Eukaryota; Fungi; Ascomycota; Eurotiomycetes; Chaetothyriales; Herpotrichiellaceae
Exons: 2
Coding region: 1-450 (149 amino acids)
Source: RefSeq, a predicted model, not a curated record